CUGGCUCUCCCGGCUCCCCACCCCUCACCCUCACUUUGCGGCGUAGCAGUUUGGGAUGGGAAAGGAGACGUUUAUGAAAGAGAGUCUGACUGACUGAACCACAACUACAAUUCCCAGAAUGCACGGGAAAAGCAGUUAGGGGUGUCCCGUUAACGCCCCUCUUUCCCAAACUCUACGGAGACCCGCGGCUUCUGAGCGGAAGUAUUCCUCUGGGGCUCGGAGGUUUAGGGUUUUUUUUUCCUACUUCGGUGGAACUGCCUGUGGGAUGUCGAUGCAGUAAGAGGUUGCAUAGGCUCAGAAAACUAUGAACUCUUCAGAGAGCUGGGUCCUUAGUGGUUCCUCAUUAGCAUCCCAAGUUCACGCUGCUGCUGUUAAUGGAGAUAAGAGUGCUCUCCAAAAGCUGAUAGCAGGAAACCGUGAUCUCAAAGACAAAGAAGAUCAGUUUGGGAGAACCCCUCUCAUGUACUGUGUGUUGGCUGACCGUGUUGAUUGUGCAGAUGCCCUCCUAAAAGCAGGAGCAGAUGUUAAUAAAGCUGAUCACAGUCAAAGAACAGCACUCCACCUUGCAGCACAAAAGGGAAAUUAUCGUUUCAUGAAACUCUUACUCACUCGUCGAGCAAACUGGAUGCAAAAGGACUUAGAAGAAAUGACUCCACUGCAUUUGACAACCCGUCAUAAAAGUCCUAAAUGUUUGGCUCUUUUGUUAAAAUUUAUGGCACCAGGAGAAGUAGAUACACAGGACAAAAAUAAGCAAACUGCUCUGCAUUGGAGUGCCUAUUACAACAACCCAGAGCAUGUGAAACUUCUAAUAAAACAUGAUUCUAAUAUUGGAAUCCCUGAUAUUGAAGGAAAGAUCCCACUUCAUUGGGCAGCUAACCACAAAGAGCCUAGUGCUGUCCAUACUGUCAGAUGUAUCCUGGAUGCUGCUCCAACUGAAUCUUUACUGAACUGGCAGGAUUAUGAAGGACGAACACCUCUUCAUUUUGCAGUAGCUGAUGGCAAUGUGACGGUGGUCGACGUCUUGACCUCCUAUGAAAGCUGCAAUAUCACAUCUUAUGAUAACUUAUUUCGGACACCACUUCACUGGGCGGCCUUACUUGGUCAUGCACAAAUUGUCCAUCUUCUUCUGGAAAGAAACAAGUUGGGAACCAUUCCAUCUGAUAGCCAAGGAGCAACACCACUCCAUUAUGCAUCUCAGAGUAAUUUUGCAGAGACAGUGGAAGUAUUUUUGAAACAUCCUUCUGUGAAGGAUGAUUCAGACCUCGAGGGAAGAACAUCCUUUAUGUGGGCAGCAGGAAAAGGCAGUGAUGAUGUCCUUCGAACAAUGCUAAGUUUAAAAUUGGACAUCGAUAUUAACAUGACAGACAAAUAUGGCGGUACAGCUUUACAUGCAGCUGCCCUUUCUGGCCAUGUCAGCACUGUGAAGUUAUUAUUGGACCAUCAUGCUCAGGUGGAUGCUACAGACGUCAUGAAGCACACUCCACUCUUCCGAGCCUGUGAAAUGGGGCACAAGGAAGUGAUUCAGACACUUAUAAAAGGAGGAGCAAGAGUGGAUCUAGUAGACCAAGAUGGCCAUUCUCUUCUUCAUUGGGCAGCCCUGGGAGGAAAUGCUGAUGUUUGUCAAAUAUUGAUUGAAAAUAAAAUCAAUCCAAAUGUGCAAGACUAUGCAGGAAGGACCCCCUUGCAGUGUGCUGCAUAUGGAGGUUAUAUUAACUGCAUGGCCUUACUCAUGGAAAAUAAUGCAGACCCUAACAUACAAGACAAAGAGGGCAGAACAGCACUGCAUUGGUCCUGUAACAAUGGCUACCUUGAUGCUAUAAAACUGCUACUCAGUUUUGCAGCUUUUCCCAAUCAGAUGGAAAACAAUGAAGAAAGGUACACACCUCUUGAUUAUGCUUUGCUUGGGGAACACCAUGAAGUAAUUCAAUUCAUGUUGGAACACGGAGCUCUGUCAAUAGCAGCUAUUCAAGACAUUGCUGCUUUCAAAAUCCAGGCUGUCUACAAAGGGUACAAGGUCAGGAAGGCAUUUCAGGACCGAAAAAAUCUCCUAAUGAAGCAUGAACAGCUGAGAAAAGAUGCUGCAGCCAAAAAACGUGAAGAAGAAAGUAAGAAGAAAGAAGGAAAACACCCAAGGGGAACCCUGAGCCCAGUGAAAUGCCGAGGACCAGCACAGCAGCUUCCAGAGAAGCGAAAUCCAGCCAUCAGGCCUCCACCGUUGCCCAGCAAACCCACAAAUAUAACUGGCAAACAAUCACUCUCCAGCAACGCCUCUCCAAGCCAAAUAGGAAAAAACCACAAAGGAUCCCCAGGAGUGUCCCCAGAUAUAGCACACAGAAAAGAGCAAUUUCUUUCUACAGAAAGGCAAGGAGAAAAUCACCGAAGACAAAAAGAACCAACCAGAGAGCAUUUCAAAGGCAAAGUUCCUUCUGUCCAUUUUGGCCCCAAUGAAAGGGAUAAUGAAUGCAAACCUCAGGUGAACAUUUCUAAGUCAGAAGGUGAAAAAGGCCUAGAACCGCCAUCUCUCAGAGGAAAGAGUGUCUCAAAACAUCCUUCUCAUGGUAAGGCAAGUGGGUCUGGAGAUAAGUUAGAUCAGAGGCGAAUGGUGGCUUGCAGUAGGGAGCCCUUGGACAGAAGAGAAGAAAUAUGCUUGUCAAAUUCUAAUUGCCCAGUUGGAAACAUAAAGCACCCAAAGGACCAUGAAACGGUAUCAAGGACCAGAAUGCACUCCAUAAGAAGACGAAGUAAAGAACUAAAGGGAGAGCGGUGCUCUCCAGCUGGUUCUAGCAGACCAGGAAGUGCCAAAGUAGAACCCACCCAUCCAGGGAGUGAGCCUUCAUGUAAUCGGACACAAAGAAGCAAAGGGGCAGAAAAUGAAGUCAUAAGAAGAGUUUGCUCUGGGCUUCCAUGUAAAACAGGAUUGGCAAAACCUGGGCUCAGUAAUCUAGGGGUGCACCCCACCCCUGGUGACAGGCCAAAUUUGGUGAAGGCAAAAACAGCAUCUGCAAAUGCGAGUGAUCAAUUGUCCUUCUCUCCAACGGGGCAGAAUCUGAAUAUUGAACUUCUCCCAUUAGAGAAACGGCUGAUGAUCAUUGAAAAAGAAAGAACAAGGAAAGAGUUGUUCCGGAAAAAAAACCAUGCUGCCGCUGUGAUUCAGAGGGCAUGGAGAAGUUAUCAGCUACGAAAGAAACUGUCCAAACUUUGCAGUGCUCAGCAUCAAGGUGAGGAAGAUGAGGAUGCGUGUAGAGAAGAGAAAACAGCCUUUCUCUUCCAAGUUGCUAAGAAGAAACAGCUGAACCCUAAGGCCUCGAAACCAGCCUCAUCCUGUAAGACCCCCAAAUCUAGCAACAAGAGCAGCUCCCUCAUCAGGCAAAACAAGCAAGCUGUCCUCAAACAAAUCUAUGGAUGCUCUCAGGAAGGGAAAGUACAUCACUCUGUCAGACCUUCAUCCAAGCCUCCUUUCUCUGCCAUGCACCUAAACUCAGUAAGCAACCUGCAGUAUGUAAACUUGCUUGAAAAUAACGGAAAAUCAAGGAACUUUUCCUACAACAUGAGACCAGCUACUGAGGUGAAAACAAGAAACCAAAAAUUCAGUCACUAAAUAAUCGUCUUCAUGAGAUGGGACAUUAAAGUUGAUUCUGUUAACAAAGUCAUCACAUUUUCACAUUUCAGUCAUUUAAAAAAAAAUCUAGCCAUGAAAUGGUGCAAUAUUUACACAAGUUCAAAAACGA
Molecule: messenger RNA, 3728 nt
Organism: Antechinus flavipes (yellow-footed antechinus)
Lineage: Eukaryota; Metazoa; Chordata; Mammalia; Dasyuromorphia; Dasyuridae
Gene: INVS
Product: inversin
Exons: 17
Coding region: 305-3598 (1097 amino acids)
Molecular function (GO): protein binding
Source: RefSeq, a predicted model, not a curated record